UGGUUCGGUGACUUGACGCCGGUCUCCCAGCCAGAGUAACGGUAGCCGUCUCCUCCCAUCAGUCAAUUGUCUCUGUUUGUUGACGUUUUGCCGGAGCAGCUAGUAACGGGGUCUGUCCGUUGUUUCAGUCGUGUGAGAGUCAAUGGAGCUAGCUAGCUAGCUUGAAUGGGUCAUCAAGUUGAAAGAUGAUCGCCUCACUUUCUAGAGGAAGUUUGCUGGAUGAAGUUCUUCACGGAGGCUUUAAUGAGCAGCAGCUGACAGCCUAUGUUUCCUGGGUGAACUGCCAGCUGAAGAGGAAACCAGGACUGAAGCCUAUCACAAACCUCAGGCAUGAUCUGCAGGAUGGAGUGGUGCUCACACAACUCAUAGAGAUAGUUGCUGGGGAAGUUCUGGAAGGAGUGUAUGUUGCUCCACACAACAAAGAAGAAAGCAGGAAGAAUGUGGAGCAAGUCUUGCAGUUCAUUUCCUCCCGACACAUACGCAUGCCACACAUAUCCGCAAGCGACAUUGUCGAUGGUAAUCUAAAAUCUGUAAUGAGGAUAAUUCUGGCGCUGGCUGCCCACUUCAAACCAUCAGCCAAUCACAGGGCUGCUUCUGGUAGCGGGAGGAGUUUGACAAGAAGCUCUACCAGCCACUACCCACUCUCCACUAUCGCACUAGCACAAAGUGCCGCUGCCGCACUGGCUUCAGCACGACUAGAUGCCUCACAGCCUUCACGUACCAUUCGCAUCCACAGUGGCUGGGGAUUGGAUGUGGAUAAGAGUGUAUGUGUUCGUGCACUAGUUGAGCAGUAUGAAAAAGGAGCUCCGGAUGAGGCGGACAAUCCUCAGUCUAGCAGCUUCAGCCCCGUUAGUCCGCUGUCAUCUCCAAGAACAGCCAGCAGCCACUCAGACAGACAGCAGGAAGACCGCCAACAACAGGAGAGCAGUGCUGAGUCAUCUCAUGUUGUAGCGGAGACGGCGUUGGAGGAUACCCUCAGUGAAACUUUGGAGAAGGAGGUGCAGGAGACACGUAAAAUGGUGUCUGCUCUACAGGCCCUGCUACUGCAUGGUUCGCUGCCUGAGGAUGAGCAGGAUGUCUCUUUGAGUUUGGACCAAGGCAAUGCUGAACAGCAACUGGUUGUCAUUCGCAGUCGCUUGGAUCAGAGCAUGGAGGAGGCUCAGCAGCUGAAGAGGGAACUGUUGCGCUGUAAGCAGGAUAUGAGAAACCUGCAUGGAGUCAAGGACGCCCAGCAGCAGAGGCUGUGCACUCAGGAGGCAUCGAUACUGCAGAUGAAGCAAGAGCUUCUCAGAGCCAGCAUGACGAAGGAUGAACUCAACAACCAGAACGCCGAGCAACAGUGGAAGCUGGAGGAAUGUAACAGGCUGUGGGGCGAAUGCAAGAAGGAGAUAGGACAGAAGGACAGACUACUGCAGCAACUCAAACACAAGCUCGAAGAAAGUAAAAUAAAGCAGAGUGAAUUGCAAAGAGAGUUAGAGCAUACAAACAGCAUGCAGAUUCCCCUCGGCACAGAAAACAACGGAUAUUCUUACUCUGGAAAUCCAGCUCCCUCUAUGUCAGAUCAGGCAGAGGAGGUUCAGCUGCUCAGAGAUUCACUCAGGAGUUUGAGAAACAACUUCAGAGACCAUGACCCGCAGCACCACACACUGGACACCCUGGAGCAGGGCAUAGUAUCCCUCAUCGACAGACUGCAUGUUCUGCAUACAAACAGGGGAAGGGGGAAGUCUCCGAAACGCAAAGGCCAACACACAGACUCUGACACCUGGCCUUGCACAAAGGUUUGUCAAUCCAACAGUGGGUCUUCUGUCUCCACUAAAAUCCUUUAUUUUACUGGAAAAUCCCUAACACCCUCCAUGAUCAAUAUACCGAAAAGGUUGGGUGAGGUGACUCUAAAAGAUGUCAAGGCAGCUGUGGACCGAGAGGGAAACUACAGGUACCACUUCAAGGCCCUGGAUCCUGAAUUUGGCACUGUGAAAGAAGAGGUAUUCCUGGAUGGAGCAAUCAUUCCAGGCUGGGAAGGAAAAAUAGUGGCCUGGGUAGAAGAAGACCGUGGUGAAGAAAGGCCAUUGUAGGUGCAAGCUGAGCGGCCGUGACACUUUGUGUUUGCUCCUGAACAACUCUAAUCCCGGAGGCACAUCGAGACAACUGUUCAACAGAGGAACAAGUGGACACUUCUGAGAUUCUAAUUAUUAUUGAAAUACUGUAAGACUUGUCAGUGAGAGAUUUGGGUUAAUCAGCUGGUACUGAAGCAAACUGAUAGUCAUACCCGCUCUGGAGAAAUCUGUAACUGAUGUCUAGAAUAUCGUAAAACUCAGUGCCUUACAAAGAAAAGCUAUUUCCAUCAUGGGCUUAUUAUUUCCGUGUACACAAAGUACAUGGAAAUAUCAUUUUAAAUUAACUGUUUCUAAACCACAAUUUGAACUUUAUUAAUGUACAAAGUAAUUUUUAAGUGUUCAGUAUCACUUUUCAUUCCUUGUGCAGCAUAACUACUAACUAACCAUGUUAGAAAUAUGUAUUGUCCAGAUACAUUGCAUUCCUAGUUGUGAAUGUAAAGUCAAAAUACAGUAUUAUCUACCAUAGCAAGAAAUAGGGAAAACAUUUUUUGAGUGAUAAAAAGACCGAAAAAGUCAGACAAACUUUGUUAUGUUAUAAAGUUAUUUUUCUUUUAGUGCUGCACAGGCCUUGUGGACAUUCAAAUCUACUGCUAACAAAUAUACAGCCCAGAUACCAAUUUAUAUUCCAUUUAAUAUGUUUAGUAUUAAUUAGAUAUAGCAGAAAACACAAAAAGAAGGUAAUCUGAAGAUGAAAAAUGUAUUCCGACAACUAAAACAACAACAAAAGAAACACCUGAAUUUAUUUCAGUUUUAUCAGUUUCACUAAAUAGGACCUUAAUCCAGAUGUGGGUUUAAAUGUCAGUCUGUCUCCAGCAUGCAUGUAAACAGAAAUCCUCAAACUGAACUGCUGUCAGUGAAAUAGAAAUUAUGCUAAAAUGUUGAUGUUCAUGUAUAAAUGCAGAUGAACAGCACUGUUGUUUUGUUUACCUUAGAAAAUUGUUUUGUACAUUUGUGUAACAUUAUUUUCACUAUGUCCUUACAUUUUUUUAAGUUUGUGAAUAUUAUUUGAGAUUCCUGUGAGAUGAGAAUGUGUCUGCUUCUGUUACAAAGAUGUGAUAGGAAGAUUUAAAGCAGACUGUGUGUCCUGAAACAAUGGACCACCCCACUAUUUAUGGUGUGUGAGUGUGCGUGUGUGUAUGUGUGUGUGUGUGUGUGUGGGUGUGGAUGGACCUUUGACAUGUUUUCUUCACUCUGCUUCUAUCUUCCCAUUUGGGAUCAAUGUGUUUGCCUUCAUUAACAAGCCAACUGAAAUAUGCAUCAGUCUACUUUGAAAUAAGACCUGUGUGAAUGCCAUACCUGCCUUUACUGUAAAAUGUACUAUUUGCUGGUGAGAUGGUUAUUUAGCAUUUGUUUUGUUUACUGAAAUAUUUCACACAAUGUGGAUACGGUCUGUUAAAUAUAAAAAUGACUUUUGUUGAAUGUUAGAUACAGAUAUUUUGAAAUAAAAACUGAGUUUUGUU
Cottoperca gobio is the source of this 3574-nucleotide messenger RNA. RefSeq names its product dixin-like. Gene Ontology annotation, molecular function: protein binding. The transcript has 21 exons. Gene Ontology annotation, biological process: canonical Wnt signaling pathway. Bases 186 to 2072 code for a protein of 628 amino acids. The record is from RefSeq and is a predicted model, not a curated record. Lineage: Eukaryota; Metazoa; Chordata; Actinopteri; Perciformes; Bovichtidae. Gene Ontology annotation, cellular component: cytosol.